This is a messenger RNA of Glycine soja, 1031 nucleotides long. Its product is annotated as transcription initiation factor TFIID subunit 9-like. Bases 150 to 692 code for a protein of 180 amino acids. The transcript has 2 exons. Lineage: Eukaryota; Viridiplantae; Streptophyta; Magnoliopsida; Fabales; Fabaceae. Gene Ontology annotation, molecular function: RNA polymerase II general transcription initiation factor activity; transcription coactivator activity; protein heterodimerization activity. Gene Ontology annotation, cellular component: transcription factor TFIID complex; SAGA complex. The record is from RefSeq and is a predicted model, not a curated record. Gene Ontology annotation, biological process: DNA-templated transcription initiation; RNA polymerase II preinitiation complex assembly.
UAUUUCACCACUAUUGCAAAUUAUUUGUCUUUCUCUUUCUACAAAACCUUACCAAUUUUCAACAACAUUGAAAUUUAUAAACAUAAAAUACAAUUAUCCAUUUGUUUCAAAUCAUCAAUAAAUUGCUGUUUUGGGGUGCAGUGACAGGUAUGGCAGAUAAAGAUGAAGAGCUGGCUAUGCCAAGGGAUGCAAAGAUUGUGAAGUCUUUGAUGAAAUCAAUGGGCGUGGAGGACUAUGAACCUCGUGUUGUACACAAGUUUCUUGAUUUAUGGUAUCGCUAUAUUGUUGACGUGUUAACGGAUGCUCAAGUGUAUUCAGAGCAUGCAGACAAGUCUGAAAUCGACUGUGAUGAUAUUAAGCUUGCUAUUCAAUCCAAGCUUAACUUCAGUUUCUCGCAACCACCCCCUCGUGAGGUGCUUCUGGAGUUGGCUCAUAACCGCAACAAGAUACCAUUGCCAAAGACUAUAGCUGGACCUGUUAUCCCGCUUCCACCUGAUCAGGACACAUUAAUCAGUCCCAAUUACAUGUUUGCAAUUCCAAACCAAAGGCCUGCUGAACCUCCUAUAGAAGAAACAGAGGAUGAAGAAGAUACUAAUACUAUUCCCAACCCCUCCCAGGAAGAGCAGAUAGUCAUGCAACAGAAUUCACCUCAAAGAGUAUCAUUUCCCCUGCCCAAACGCCAAAACGAUUAAUUUCAAGUCCUGUCUGCCAUUAAUGCUUAAUUUAGUCUAAGCUCGCACGUAAUUGUUUUACUAUGGUGGUAGUAACAAAAAUCUAUAAAUUUUGUAGCUUGUUCGAUUUAUUUAUUCUUUGUAAAGUCCACUGGGUUCUGACAUUGAAAUAAAAUGGUUUCCAAACGGCUCCUUGUGGUUAGAAGUCCUAGUGAACACAAAUGUUCACCACAGCUCUCUCUAUAGUUGGUUUGGAGCCGUGCUAAUUCUGAAAUUAAAUUCAAUUGAGUAUUUCUGUAGACAUGAAUUUUUUUUCAUUGUAUUCUGUUCACUUUUCUUAAAUAAGAUCCUUUUUAACUU